This is a messenger RNA of Seminavis robusta, 1001 nucleotides long. NCBI's taxonomy places the organism in Eukaryota, Bacillariophyta, Bacillariophyceae, Naviculales, Naviculaceae. The record is from the annotation of a GenBank genome assembly.
CUUUUCGAAGUCAAGUGCGAGGACUAUUGGCUAGCCAGCUAGCUAGCUAGUAGUAGAAUAUGGCUUUUCACCACGAGAACACGAGUGCACUUCGCUAUAAAAUAGUUUGCUAUCAGCGCUGAAACCAUGAUGGAGGCCCUCCGCAACAACAAGGAGACAUUGGCUGUAGUGGCGGUAGGAGCUGUGGUGGUUAGCUCUGCAGCCCUGCUUGGGCUGGUCCUUUCUAAGCGUAACCAACGGGCAACUCGAAGAGCAACUCUUCAGUGCCACUGUGGCAAAGUCAAGGCAGAAAUCCAUCAACCAGCUGCCAACUACAAGUACGCUGAAACUCAGAAUAUCCAAUGUGGCUGCAACGAUUGCAUGGGUUAUUGCAAGGCUGUUCUGAAGGAGGGAUCAACAGAGGAUGCUUUUCAAGAGUCAUUCUUCAACCCAGGAGUUCCCACCAUUUUGUUCUAUUCGAGUGAGAUCAAAUUAGUCUCAGGCAAAGAGCUGUUGGCACAUAUGAAGAUUUCUCCCAAGACGGAAAAUCGCCGUGUCUUUACCACCUGUUGUGGAACACCUCUCAGUAUCAGCCCGGAUGGUUCUCCUUUGAAUUUGGUGUACUGUCCCACCAUAUCCCCCUUGACUGAUUGCGGGGAGAAGGAAGUCCCAUUUCCCAGAGAAGUACUGGAUAAACCCACUCUGUGCUUUCAUGGCAGAAAAUUCCUAGAAGACCCAGCUUCGCAAGUCAAGGCCAAGCAGCCACAAAUGACAGUGAUUGCAGAACACAAUGCUCCCAAGUUCGUUCUUGGAAUGAUUGGUCGGUUACUGCUACUGGUGGGACUAGGAGCCAAAGGACCCGGGGAAGGAUUUCCCGUGGAAGAAGGCAAAACUGUGGGAAUUGGUUACGAGGCCAUCACCAAGUCCAUGAGAAAGUAAAUAAUUGUGCAUUCGAAUGUAGAGAUGUGUACACAUCAAAACCAUUGCUGUUUAAUUAUUAGUCCCUGGAAUUCUCGUAGGUC